Molecule: messenger RNA, 1213 nt
Organism: Tripterygium wilfordii
Lineage: Eukaryota; Viridiplantae; Streptophyta; Magnoliopsida; Celastrales; Celastraceae
Product: BOI-related E3 ubiquitin-protein ligase 1-like
Exons: 3
Coding region: 17-1096 (359 amino acids)
Biological process (GO): regulation of programmed cell death
Molecular function (GO): ubiquitin-protein transferase activity
Source: RefSeq, a predicted model, not a curated record
UCACCACCUCUGCUGCAUGCUCUGCUCAUCUCUUCCUUGUUUUCUCUCACAAUUUUUGACAUCUCCAACGUCUCUCUCUCUAUUCUCUCCAAUCACACAACAACAACAGAGCAAUCACAACAUAAUCUCAUCGUCUUCCAUGGCAGUUGAGGCGAGGAAUAUGAAUUUUUUCCCUUCUCAGUUAUUGCCUAACAGGAUUUUAUUGAAUCCGAAUCAAGGAAACAUGAAUAUGUACAAUACCCAGAUGGAUUCGGUCCGUAAUUUCAAUGGGUCGAUGCCUGAUUCAAUUUUGCCAUUCUAUCAGUCUGUGGAUUGCAACCCUGUUUCAGGGAAAGCGUCGAUGAACAAGGCAGACAGUGGAGUCACAUACAACAUUACUGCUCCAAGAAAACGGCCUAGAGACCCAAUCAAUGACAUCGAAGCCUUCAAUGCCCCUCAAAAGUCUAAAAACUCUUCUGGAUUUGCAUCUUUCAUUGAUCAAGAUAUCAUCUUUCAGAUCCAGCAACAACAAUCUGAGAUGGACAGAUUCAUUGCCGACCAUACAGAGAAAGUACGGAUGGAACUGGAGGAGCGAAGGAAGAGGCAAUCAAGAAUGCUAAUACAAUCAAUCCAAGACAGAGUGGUGAAGAAACUGAAAGAGAAAGACGAGGAGAUUGAAAGAAUCGCAAACUUAAAUUGGGUUCUUCAAGAAAGAGUAAAAAGUCUCUGCAUGGAGAAUCAAAUAUGGAGAGACUUGGCUCAAUCAAACGAAGCCACAGCCAAUUCACUGCGUAACAAUCUAGAACAAGUUUUGGCGCACGUUGGCGAGGACCGCCAACCAUGCGGCGGUAACGCUACCGCUGACGACGCGGAAUCAAGCUGCGGGAGCUGCAAUGAAUGGGCAGCGACGGUUGGUGGUGGUGGUGGAAAUGAUGAUAAUGAUGUGGUGGUGGUGGGGAAGAGGAUGUGUAGGAAGUGUGGGGAGAAAGAGUCAAGUGUGCUGUUACUGCCAUGCAGGCAUUUGUGUCUGUGUACAUCAUGUGGGUCCACACUCACUGGCACUUGCCCUGUCUGUGAUUCUGUCAUGAAUGCUAGCGUUCAUGUUAACAUGUCUUAGACAAAUUUUCAUGCCUGGAAAGGCAACAGUAGCCUCAGUCAAAAAAUCUGAAACGAAAAAAAAAAAAAACAGAGACAAAUAGAGGAGAUUUUAUUCAUUUUUUUUUUGUCUACAAUA